AUGAACAACUACCAUCAUCUCCAGCUUCUUGGUCAUGGAGGCUACGCCAGUGUUUACCUCGUCAAGUGUUCCAACUCGUGCGAUCUCUACGCUUUGAAACGUAUUUCGAAGUCUAAAGUUACUACGGAGCAACAGAAGAAGCGUCUAGAAGCUGAAAAGCAGAUUCUGCAGCAAGUGAAGAGUCCGUUUCUGUGUCAAGGGUUCACGUCGUUUGAGACGGUAGAUGAAAUAUUGAUACUGCUGGAAUAUGUCGAAGGACGCGCGUUGUACGAGUGUGUGUGGAACUACCGAGACACGGGCAAGUUCUCGGAAACUGUCACUAAGUACUUCGCAGCACAAUUAGUGCUGGCACUGAAAGAUCUGCAUGCUCAAGGGUAUCUGCACGGUGAUUUGAAAAGUGGCAACGUGUUGGUCGAAAAAGACGGAUUUGUCAAGGUGAUUGACUUUGGACUUGCGAGGGGAGUGUCUGACGUUAUAGCAGAAGGUGGUGGGCGGACACUUUCGAUGUGUGGCACGCAUUACAUCAUGGCACCUGAGAUCAGAAUCCGACAGCAAUAUGGCUUCGCUGUUGACUGGUGGAGCUUAGGAGUUGUGAUCUAUGAAAUGGUGAUCGGUCGUCCGCCGUGGGAGUAUAAGUGUCCAUGCGGUAGUACCAUGGAUGAGUAUUUCGAGCACGUAACGCACACCGCAAAAUGCUUAUUCCACGGUGCUGAUGAAAGAUCUCAAAAGAUAGAGCAGGGACUGAGUAUUGAGUUGCGGUUGCUGAUAAGAGGUCUACUGACAAUCGAUCCAAACAAGCGCCUUGGUACAAAUGGAGCAACCGAGGUUAUGGAUCAUGCAUGGUUUCUUGAUAUCAGCUGGGAUCUACUGGAGAAGAAAGACAAAUCCAUUGCUGUACCGUAUGAUGCUCAAGUCGACUUCAACGCCGCUCGAAUCCGCGUACCUGAUCAAAUUGGAAGCCUAUCCAGUGCAGAGAGCAUCGAUCCGGAAGAUAACGCAAAGUACUUUGCCGAUUUCUGA
This is a messenger RNA of Peronospora matthiolae, 1020 nucleotides long. The record is from the annotation of a GenBank genome assembly. NCBI's taxonomy places the organism in Eukaryota, Oomycota, Peronosporomycetes, Peronosporales, Peronosporaceae.